AUGGCAGAGGUUGGAGCUGUCAGGAAGAGAGUGCUGACCCAGAUGACCACUGAUCCCACGAAUCCCUGGACACAAAACUGCUCCCACCCUGGUCUCUCUUGGUGCUUGUUCCUGCCAGGCCUGAUGCUCUUGGUUGGAUGUGUGGGAGCUGCCUUUGGUGUUUGCCAGCUUGGGGAGGUGGUAGCCAAAACAGGUGCUUCUGAUUGUUGGGUGUGCAAGAAGCACCCCCAGAGUGAAGAGAAUUCCCAGCCUGUGGCCAUGGUCUCUAUGCCUCAAAGCCCCCCAGAUGCCCGAACUCUCUACCAGACAUCAUCCAUCCGCUCCUGUUCUGGCUACUCGCUAAAAGCUGUCACGGCAGUCACCCCGAUGCCACUGAAAGCCUUAAGAGCUCUGCAACCUGGACCUCUGGACCAAGAAUGCUGCCACUUUUUCUCCUUCUCCCUAGGAGGAAGGGCCAGCUCUACGUCCCUUGCCAGCCUCAAAGAAAGAAUCCACACUGGGGAGAUUCCUUAUAAAUGCAAGCAAUGUGGAAAGACAUUAGGCUCAUAUCUUGUUCAACAUCAGAGAAUUCCCACUGGGGAGAAACCUUAUGAAUGCAAUCAGAGUGGAAAGACAUUCAGUUAUAGGUCUGUUCUUGCCCUACAUCAGAGAAUCCAUACUUGGGAGAAACCUUAUGAAUGCAAACAAUGUGGAAAAACAUUCAGGGAAAGCUCCAAACUUGCUGUGCAUCAGAGAAUUCACACUGGGAAGAAACCUUAUGAAUGCACUCAGUGUGGAAAGUCAUUCAGUUAUAGCUCUGUUCUUUCUGUACAUCAGAGAAUCCAUACUGCAGAAAAACCUUAUGAAUGUAAUCAGUGUGGAAAGACAUUCAAUCAGAAAUUUAAUCUUGCUGAACAUCAAAGAAUCCACACUGCAGAGAAAGCUUAUGAAUGCACUCAGUGUGGAAAGACAUUCAGUCAGAGACGUGGUCUUGAUGUACAUCAGAGAAUCCAUAAUGCAAAGAAACCUUAUGAAUGUAAUCAGUGUGGAAAGAUAUUCAGUCAGAGCUCACAUCUUGCUAUACAUCGGAGAAUUCAUACUGGGGAGAAACCUUAUGAAUGCAAUCAGUGUGGAAAGACAUUCAGGGACAGCUCUAAUCUUGGUGUACAUCAAAGAAUCCACACUGGGGAGAAACCUUAUGAAUGUAAGCAAUGUGCAAAGAAAUUCAGUCAAAGCUCCAGUCUUGCUGUACAUCAGAGAAUCCAUACUGCAGAGAAACCUUAUGAAUGUAAUCAGUGUGGAAAGACAUUCAAUCAGAAAUUUAAUCUUGCUGAACAUCAAAGAACCCAUACUGCAGAGAAAACUUAUGAAUGCACUGAGUGUGGAAAGACAUUCAGUCAGAGACGUGUUCUUGAUGUACAUCAGAGAAUCCAUAAAGCAAAGAAACCUUAUGAAUGUAAUCAGUGUGGAAAGAUAUUCAGUCAGAACUCACAUCUUGCUAUCCAUCGGAGAAUUCACACUGGGGAGAAACCUUAUGAAUGCAAUCAGUGUGGAAAGACAUUCAGGGACAGCUCUAAUCUUGGUGUACAUCAAAGAAUCCACACUGGGGAGAAACCUUAUGAAUGCAAGCAAUGUGGAAAGACAUUCAGUCAGAGCUCUAAUCUUAUUCAACAUCAGAGAAUCCACACUGGGGAG
Gracilinanus agilis (Agile Gracile Mouse Opossum) is the source of this 1674-nucleotide messenger RNA. RefSeq names its product zinc finger protein OZF-like. The transcript is spliced from 5 exons. The annotation marks the transcript as partial. Gene Ontology annotation, molecular function: DNA-binding transcription repressor activity, RNA polymerase II-specific. The record is from RefSeq and is a predicted model, not a curated record. Gene Ontology annotation, biological process: negative regulation of transcription by RNA polymerase II. Lineage: Eukaryota; Metazoa; Chordata; Mammalia; Didelphimorphia; Didelphidae.